This is a messenger RNA of Linderina pennispora, 2097 nucleotides long. RefSeq lists its product as uncharacterized. Bases 1 to 2097 code for a protein of 698 amino acids. The transcript has 8 exons. Gene Ontology annotation, cellular component: cytosol. Gene Ontology annotation, molecular function: chitin binding; protein-folding chaperone binding. Gene Ontology annotation, biological process: translational initiation; carbohydrate metabolic process. The record is from RefSeq and is a predicted model, not a curated record. NCBI's taxonomy places the organism in Eukaryota, Fungi, Kickxellomycota, Kickxellomycetes, Kickxellales, Kickxellaceae.
AUGCUUCUACAAUACGCAUGCAAAGCACUGGCCAUUGUGUCAGCGCUGCUUGUUACCAGCAACAUGGCAGCUGCCGCCACAGCGAACGGGUACAAGGACGGGCGGGUAGUUCUCGGAUACAUCCCUGUGCAGCGCCAAGGCGGGGUGGUCAACACAACAAUGACCAGCGAGCAGCACGCACGGGCGGUGAUUGCAGACGGGCAGAAGAACAACGUCAAGAUGCUGGUUGCAGUGGGCGGGCAAGGCAACUUUUCAGUAACCCUGGCCAAAGCGCUGAGCACACCGGCGACGCUGUCGGCGUUUGUCAGCAAUGCAGUGGAUUUUGUUGACUCGUACAAGCUGGACGGAAUUGACUGCGACUUUGAAAUCUGCUCACGGCAGCUGCAGGGGAUCCGCAAGGGCAUGGAUGUCAAGUUUGGCAAGGGCAAGAAGCUUCUGACGAUCACGCUGUAUAACCACCCGUUCCUAGGGCCCAAUGUGCCAACAAUGGACUACAAGCCGUUCUACGAGGCGGUAGACUACGCGCUGGUGAUGACGUACGACUACUUUGGCAACUGGGCAGACUACUCGGCACCCAACUCGCCCAAGCUAGUGGCCGGGCUGCCAUUUUACGGCCACUCAAUCCUGACCAACCAGUAUGUGCCGAUCGACGACCACAAGACGCUGGUCGGGCCGGUCAGCGACAUCGCGGGGUCAUGGACGUGGAAGGACCUGCGCGAUCCAGCAGGCGGAGCGCUGUCGGAUGGGCGUACGGCACGUGCUGGGUGGGUGCGCGCCUGGGACAACUACACGAUGACACCGUGGCUGUUCCGCAAAUCGGACAGCCUGUAUAUCGGAUACGACGAUGAGGACUCGCUGGGAGUCAAGAUGGACUACACGUUGCGGCGCGGGCUCGCAGGCGUCAUGAUUUGGGAAAUCGGUUUUGACUACAAGAACGAGCUGAUUGGGUACGUCAAAGACUUUAUCCAGCAGUCCGACGACGGGCUGGUCGCCAAGGACUGCGCACCCAGCGACGACGCGCUCGACGGGCUGUUCCAGGAGUCGCGCAAUCCGAAUUUCUUCAACUUCAGGAGUCUGCAUAGAAGGGACGAGCCGCGCAUGUGCCAGUUUCCGUCGGCUGCGUCGGGCUGGGGCCGGGACGGCAGCGGCGGCGGCCAUGGCAGCGGCUGUGAUCGCGCAUGUAGUGCUGGCGACAAGGCCACGGCAGAGCAAAAGUUCAAGGACAUCUCAGAGGCCUUCGAGGCGCUGUCGGACAAAAACAAGCGCGCAGUAUACGACCAGUACGGCGAGGAGGGCCUGAAGGGCGGCAUGGGCGGUGGUGGCGCCGGUGGGUUCCCGGGCGGGUUCGGCGGCAUGGGCGGCGGCGGCGGCCAGUCAUUCCAUUUCACAUCAGGCGGGCCCGGCGGCGGAUUCGGCGGAUUCACGCCAUCGAACCCCGAGGACAUAUUCGCGCAGCUGUUCAGCGGGCUGGGCGGCAUGGGCGGCAUGGGCGGCAUGGGAGGCCACGGCGUGCACACGCAUCGGGGCCGCGGUGGCCACGCAAUGGACGUGGACGACGAUAUGGGCGGCGGCUUUGGGGGACGGACAAGGGAAGUGACGCGGCCUCUGGCGUGCACACUGGAGGAGCUUUACAACGGGUGCACCAAGAAGCUGAAGGUGACGCGGCGCACGCUGGACCGCGCGUCUGGGCAGCUGGUGUCGUCAGAGAAGAUUCUGCAGAUCGACAUCAAGCCUGGGUGGAAGGCUGGGACCAAGGUGCGGUUCUCGGGCGAGGGCGACAACUAUGGCCACGGCGCCCAGGACAUUGUGUUUGUGGUCGAGGCCAAGCCCCACGCCGUGUAUAAGCGCGACGGCGACAAUCUGAAAAUGGACAUGGAGCUGUCGCUCGACGAGGCCCUGUGCGGGUUCAAGCGGCCCGUGACCAAGCUGGACGGCAAGAAGUUUAUGGUCAGCAACAAGAUGGUGGUCCGCCCGGGGCAGAUCAGCCAGAUGGACGGCUACGGCAUGCCCAUUUCAAAGCUGCCAGGGCAGGUCAACUUCCCGUCAUCGCUGACCGACAGCCAAAAGGAGCAGAUCCAUGCAGCCCUGACCCAGUAA